Molecule: messenger RNA, 4379 nt
Organism: Chlamydomonas reinhardtii
Lineage: Eukaryota; Viridiplantae; Chlorophyta; Chlorophyceae; Chlamydomonadales; Chlamydomonadaceae
Exons: 4
Coding region: 738-1913 (391 amino acids)
Source: RefSeq, a predicted model, not a curated record
CCAACCCACCUCAGCGCUUACUGCGCACGUAGUGCUGUCAAUGUUAACAUUAGUGUUAGUGCUGGCGGCUCUGGCAACGGUUCACCUGAGCUUUGCUCCUCGGGCUAUCAGCCAAAGUUCACAAACGGAAGAGCUACAAAUCUUCAUUAGGCUUCCUUCAGGGCAACUCGUCACGUUCGUGGGACCUGUCGAUGCCACUGUGGGCUCUGUCUUCGACUUUAUCGCUUCCACGACCCUCUUCCAUCUAGAUAACAGCCGGAUAUGGCGCUUGGUCGCGCGCGGCGGCGACACGCUGCUGGAGCGUUCGACCGUGCUGGCACGUCGUGGCCUGGCGUCCGGUUCCGAGCUGCAAGUGCUCGCACGGCUAAUGGGUGGCACUCCAAAGAGAAGGCCAUCAGCACCCUCAGGUAUAGUUGUUGGGAGUCAAGAGGCUUGGCACGGCAAAGGACUUACAACCACACCGUGUGCACGCAGACAACUGGCUCAGCCUCCACCGCUUCACCCGCUUUCGAAACCACUUCGGAGACCCCGUCUACACGUGCACCAACCCUGGAUGCCGUUCGCCAACACAGUUGAAGGAUAGAGCGGCUUGCUCUCGCCACGAAAAAUGCUGUGAGGGUGCACCUCGGGACCUCCCUCUCCCUGCCGGUACCGGUGGCGAAGGCGGCCUAGGAGACGCUGACUUUCCUGAGGGAGGGAGGGAUUCGCCUGCGGGUUCUGUUAGUGAGAGCGACAGCAUGGACACUAACGGUAGCGGCACCGGCAGCGGUAGCGGCACCGGCAGAGGUAGCGGCACCGGCAGCGGUAGCGGCACCGGCAGCGGUAGCGGCACCGGCAGCGGUAGCGGCACCGGCAGCGGUAGUGGCACCGGCAGCGGUAGCGGCACCGACGGCGGCGGCGGCGGGAAUGUUGGCAAUGGCAGUGACAGGAGUGGUGGUGGCUACAGUAAUAGCGGCAGCGCCCGGGUGGACAGCGACUACCUAUACUCCGAUGAGGAAGAGGAAGAUGCUGCUGACGCUGAACCGGGUCAUUUCCUGGCGGCAGCUCUACACCGCGUUGUGGCUUCUCUCGACCAGGACGACCCUGCCAACAUCAACACCAUUGAGCUGCUGAAUGCUAUUCUGCAGCAAUUCGGGCACCUGGCGCCUGUUGACGGCGACGGUGAUGCUGAUGACCAAGCCGGUGCGGUUGCCAACGACCUUGCGGCGCAGGGUAUGGUCAUGCAACCCACCAACAUCUCCGAACUACAGCAUGGUGCGCGGUCUGUGCAGCACUUCAAGGGCAUCAUGUCAGAGCCGCUGUGGAGAACAGGCACUCAAUCUGCACCUAUCACUGUGGGGCAGUUUGCUUACGCUUGGAUGAAGGAGAAGAUUGAUGGGCGCGUACGGGAUAAUGUUGCGGACCGUCAGCUGCGUUUCCUUCGUGACUUGUGCUUUCCACCUGGCAAUAACUUGCCCCCGUCGCUGUACAUAAUGAAGAAGAUGUUGGACAUUCCAGACGCACGUGACUUUGAGAAGCACGUUUGUUUGAGCGACAAGUGCUUGUUCCCUGAUUUCCCUCGAGAUGAGUGGCACCAGCACCUGCAAGAUGAGUGCGGCUGCGGCCAUCGACGGUUUAAGCCUGCCCGGCCAGGACACCAACCAGUUCCGAACAAGAGGUUCUACGACUUCGGUGUCGAGAAUGUCGUGCGCGGCAUGUUCAUGGACCCACGGUUCUGCACGUUUCGCGGCACAGGGCGCGACAACAACCCUGACGACUUCUACGGCUCGCGGUACGCGCAAGACAUCAAUGCCAAGACUUCCGGCGAGUUCUUCGAGCCCGACAGCUCGGCUUACGACCUGGGCUUUGACUUCGGCGAGGUCUUCUCAUUCAAGAAGUACAGCUGCGGGAUGCUGUUCAUUCGGUGCGUGUGACGGACCUCAGCCUGUUGUAUAGUAUGGGCAAUUGCUUUCCUGUGCACCUACAGUGUCUCCGUGUGCAUUUGAUGUAAUGGGCAUCGUUAGGUAUGUGCCUAUGCUGUAAUCAUCACCCACCAGACCUUAUUGCUCCCCUCUUUAACUGCUGUCUUCAGGUGCGCGGACCUGCCAGUGACUCAACGCAGCAAGCGCCGCCACUGCUUCCCCCUGAUCAUCAUGCCCGGACCUUCGGAGCCUGACUCAAUGGAAGUCUACUUGCGCCCAACACUGACAGCAUUCAAGGCCUUCGGGCCUGGCACCGAGGGUAUGACCGUGGUGGACGCUGCUUCGGGCCGAACCUUUGGGCACAAGAUGUUUCUGGGCGGUAUCUUUGCUGGUGAGUGGGCUUUUAGUCCGUGCUGGGGCGGGAGCGUUUGGGGACGGUAGUGGUGGGGCGGGGGCAGGAGUGCUCAGGCGUGGGCGGGAAUGCUAGGGUGGUGUGGGAGAGCUGGGGCAGGGGUGGGAGUGCAGGGGCGGGGCGCGGGGCAGGUGUGCUGGGGUGGGGUGGGAGUGCUGGGGUGAGGGCAGGAGUGCUGUGGCUUAGGUGGGCAUGAUGGGGCGGGGUUGGGCUGGUGGUGGUGGUUCUGGGGUGGGGGUAGGAGGACUGGGGGCGGGAGUGCUUGGGUCCGUAUGUUGACCUCUGCUUGGUCUGCACGCAGAUACGCCUGCAAACCGGACGUUGAGUCUUUGGCUCUCCCAUGCGGCCAAGAACGCAUGUGGGCACUGCAUGCUGCUGGGAGAGACUGGCCCUAACGGCCAUGGUACAUACUUUCUGGGGUACAACAAGCCGGCGGACAUCAACACAGCGCUGAACGUCCUGUUGCCACCUGACUGUCAGAUGCCAGAGACUGCACUAUGCGGUGACAGCAGGAUCCGGAUCUCUCAUGCGCACCACAUGGAUCGGGCACAGGUUGUGGAAAGUAAUCAUGACUUGGCAUUGGCGCUGGGUUGCCAUGGCAUUUCCUGCAUAGCGAAGGAGCUGUCGUACAUAGACAUGAAUAACGUGUGGGUUGUGCCCAUAGCGCAUGCAGCUCUGUUCGGUGUCAUCAAGAAGUUCUGGCACUUUGUGCUGGGCGAGUCCGUCAAGAAGGCUGAGAGUGACUUUGUGUUAAGUGUAGAGGCUCGUCGCAGAAUGACUGCACGUGCAUCCCAUUUCAUCAUUACUAAUGACUUUAACCGACCCUACCGUGACAUUGUCCCCUGCUCGUACUGGACCAUGGAAGAAUGGCUGCACUGGACGGACUGCUUCUCCCUAUACGUCCUGCACUCGCACGGAGGGGAUCCUAAUAAAGUUGUGAUGCCGGUAGUUACACGGAAAGAUGAUGCAGGGCUGGAUCGUGAGUUUGACCUGGGGAGAAUGUGGGAGAUGUUGCGCACGGCCAUGCUGCAUUAUCUGCGGUAUGACCAAUUCUCGGAGGCUGCGUGUGACAGUGCAGCAGUAACCUUCAAACAGUUCUGCUGUGACUCGGAGCUCGUGUUUGGCAUGAAGUUUGCUACCUACAACAUGCAUCUACUGGCAUGUAGGCUACGCGAGCAGGAGCGUGCACGUGGGCACGUGGCGUUUGCAACUGAGUUCUGGGUCGAGCGCGGUGUGCAGCAGGUCAAAAGUGGGGUCAAGUUCCGCACAACCAGGUGUCCAGAGCAAAUUAUUGUGAGUGGGUUCCUUGCAAGUGCCCGGCUCGCUGAGAUGCGAGCUGAGCGUGGCAGGGGAGGUGGCACCGCGGAUGGUGGUGCAACCGGGCCAGCCGGGGUAGAGGCCGGCCAUGCACUGGCUGCGGGUGAGAGCCAGUACAAGUCAUUUGAUGAGUGGGUGCCAGAUUACCGUGCAGCACACGUCACAUUGACGGGGGAUGUUUGCGCGGAUGUAGAGGAUGGUGAGGGUUCCCAGCUGCUUGGGCGCGGAUAUGUGGCGGGUCCGACCGAGCGGACAGUUGUCUUCGAAGCAUUCAUGAAGGCUUUUAGUAAAGAGGACUUUGCGACACGUUCAGGUGUGGUGGAGGGUGACUUGCAGAACGCAAGUGUUAUUAUAUUCAAACGUGCACUUGUACGACGUGACCAGGUUUUACUAUCUACAAAGUAUAACUUGACCACUGCACGUGAGUCAUUUUAUGUGAAGACUAAGUAUGCGCCAUCCCUUGACACCCCAGAGGACGAUCAGGACGUGUCUGUGUAUGUUGGAGAGGUUGCAUUCUAUGCUCGUGUGCAAACCGUGCGUGGGGUUGUAUGCCGUGUGGCGAUUUGCGAAUUGCAUAAGGUGGAGGUGGUACGGCCGCAGUCGUUGUACUAUGCUGCAGACUUUAGUCGCCGCAAGGCAACCCCCAACCAAGAACGCCAGCAGACGUUCCUGAACUCGUUCCCCGUGCUAUUGCAAGCCAUUGACUCGAAGGUGAUGCGCUGCAAGCUCGACGAGAAUAAAAGUUACUU